AUGGUCGAAAUGUUUCCACUUAGAUCAGAAGGUGCUGCGUAUAAUAAAAUUAAAGGGAUGCUUUCGACUGUUGGAGAUCCUUUUACGCGCAUAAUCAGUCCUAAGGAAUAUCGAAGUUUUAGAAUAGAAAGCGACGGAAAUUUGCAAGGUGUCGGCUUAUUUAUCAACGUUGAACCGCAGACCGGACACAUGGUUUUUUUAUUGUGCAUAGAGAAUAGCCCAGCUGAGCGAGCUGGUAUACGCGAAGGAGAUGAGCUAAUGGAAAUAAACGGUGCAAGACUCGCCGGAGUGGCAAGUGAAGCAGCUGCACAAAAGCUCAGGGGACAUGUCGGAACAACUGUUACAGUAAAAGUUCACACUGUUGAUGACUUCGGGAGUUCUUAUAUCAGAGAGGUUAAUAUACCCCGUGAGGUAAUCAAACUUUCGCCGAUAUCGAGUGCUAUAAUUCCUCACAAAUUGCCAGACGGACAUUUAUCGAAGACGGGAUAUGUGAAAUUAGCAACUUUUUCUCAGACCGCAGCAUUGGAGAUGGAGAAUACGGUUCAUGAGAUGGAGAGUCAAGGUGUUCAAUCGUACAUAUUGGAUCUUAGAAACAAUCCGGGCGGUUUGGUAAAAGCAGGAUUCGAUGUCGCUCAGAUUUGGCUCGACGGAACCGAGACUUUAGUCAACACUAUCGAUACAGACGGGAAUAUGUUACCAAUAGACAUGAUCGAUGGUCAUGCUUUAACACGCGAUCCACUUGUUGUCCUUAGAGACAUCGUAUACACGGGACACACUCUCAAAACUUCAUCGUUAGCUAUGAGCCGCAUGCUGAUGAAGAACAAAAAAGUGCUCGACGACGACACGCCUGCUUGGUUUUCCCUUUUCUUCUAUUCCGCGCGCGGCAGAACGAUGCCGUUUGGCCAACAAUUGUUGACUUCUGCCGCCGCCUCGUUCGAUGCCCGCCGUCGCCGCUUCGUUCGAGGCCCGCCGUCGCCGCUUCAUUCGAUGCCCGCCGUCCUUGCCGCCAACGUCACUUCCCACCGCAUUUUUCCUCCAAUGGCAGGCGUCUCCACUUUCGAUCACACCCGAAAUUAG
This is a messenger RNA of Erythranthe guttata (spotted monkey flower), 1077 nucleotides long. NCBI's taxonomy places the organism in Eukaryota, Viridiplantae, Streptophyta, Magnoliopsida, Lamiales, Phrymaceae. The record is from RefSeq and is a predicted model, not a curated record.